Molecule: messenger RNA, 675 nt
Organism: Durusdinium trenchii
Lineage: Eukaryota; Dinophyceae; Suessiales; Symbiodiniaceae
Source: the annotation of a GenBank genome assembly
AUGCGCGCAUGUUUUCUUCGUGGAGCAGAGCAUCUGGACUUCGUUCGUUGCUUCAUCGUGGCGCUUUUCAUCGUGGUGCCGGCGCCAGCGUCUCUGAGUCUCAUUCCAAGGCCCAGUGGCUCUGCUUCUCUCAGCACUACAACUUCAGCUGUUGAGAACCUGAAGGGGUUUCAGGAGAAGCUCCCUGCCGAGGCGCCUGCGUAUGCGUGCAGCGUGACCUGUGACGUCCCACUAGAAAGCCAGGUGGAGCUUCGUCGCGAAGGACAGGUUCAAUACCAUGUGGGUAUGGGCAGUGCCGGUCGCAUGGCCACGGAUGACAGGGACUACAUGCGGCAGAAGGGCGUCCUCUACCAGUCCUUCUCGCCUCUCUGUGGCCCGUGUAACCCACCCGACAACAAGGAGCUCUUGACAGGUGCCCUGGUCACUGGCAUUGGGAAGAAGUACAAGAAAACAGGACCUCAGGUUGCAUUGCGCUGGCUGGUUCAACAGGGCAUCCCAGUGAUUCCCAAGAGCCAUGUUCCAGAUCACAUGAAGGAGAAUAGCGAGAUUUUUGACUUCGAGCUGAGUGAGCAGGACAUGACCUUGCUCACCAAAGCUCAGCACCCAGCGGUGGGUGGUGGACCAAGUGCCUCUGACAGCGGCGACUGUGGCAUCGAGGAGGAGCUGGUGGUUUGA